AUGAAGCUUGCUUAUAUUAUCUUGAAAAAUCUCGAUGAUGAUAUCGUCGUGGAUAAAGAAAUUCCAGAGCUAGAUCAAUGUUCAGAAUGUAAUAAUGAAAUUUUAACACGACCUCCGAAGGUGAUUACUAUCCUCAGCUGUGGCCACACCUUUCACAGGAUAUGCAUUGAGAAAAAGCUUCUACUAACCAUGCCGAAUACAUGUCCAUUUCCCGACUGUGGAAAGAAUGUGGAUAUCAUAGAAGAAGUUCCUACUACUGAUCAAGAGUCGCCAAUUUCGGCUUUAUCCAACAGGAUGAAUGAAACCUUUAUCCUAUCUUCGCCAAUCUUACGGAUGGAGGGAAUCGAGAAUACAGGAUUUCAACAAGCCAGAAGUUAUUUAAAAUGCGCCAAAUGUUCCGAAGACCUUUCUUCAUGGCUUCCACCCAUAAGCUCUAUUCGUUUCCCACUUCAACCUCAAGGGCCUCCGAAACAUCUCGUAUACUUAACCUGUAAACAUAUUGUGCACUAUGCCUGCAUUGAUAAUCCACGCAAGUUGUGCCCUGUAUGUCCUUCAACUGAUAUGGAAUCGGAGGAAGAAGAAAUGGAUGUUGAUGGCGAAGAACAACCCGAUACCAGCAGUAAAAAACGUUCUAACGAAGGUACGGACGCCAACUCAUCUACACCCAAGAAGAAGGCAAAGAAACCAGUUAGUAGAGAAGAUUCGCCCAUUUUGAAAAAGCUCAUCAAGGAAUUGUCCGCUCCAAUUCCACAGCAAAGAUCUUCCGGUGGUAUUAUUUCCUUACAGACGUUCCCUGAAAUGACUGAUAUUAAGUCUGUUAAUUUUCGUGAAUUGAAUGACAGGAUCGUCGAAGCCGAAGGCGAUAAUCAAAAAGCUAUUUUAGUUGUGAUCCGCUCAUAUUAUUUCUUUGGGAAAGGGUAUAUGUUAUGGUUUAACCACUAUAAAAAAACAUAUAGUGAAGAUACAUCCAAUUCUCUAGUUAAUGAUAAAAUUCGUGAGUGCUUUCUGGACCAGGACAAAACUUCAGAGGCUAAUCUUAGAAAAAGGAAGGAAAGGGCAAUAAAGAUCUUUAAACUUUUUGAUGGGGUUGGAGGGGAAGAAAAGAUAUAUUGUAUUAAGUCUUUUUCUGCGUCAACUAUUUCAAGGCUGGGAGUGGAUGACAUUGAUUAUGUGAUAGCUAAAGUUUUAAAAGCGAGCCAAUGA
Messenger RNA from Rhizophagus irregularis DAOM 181602=DAOM 197198, 1203 nucleotides. RefSeq lists its product as uncharacterized. Lineage: Eukaryota; Fungi; Glomeromycota; Glomeromycetes; Glomerales; Glomeraceae. The record is from RefSeq and is a predicted model, not a curated record.